This is a messenger RNA of Tarenaya hassleriana, 3766 nucleotides long. Its product is annotated as kinesin-like protein KIN-14G. Gene Ontology annotation, biological process: microtubule-based movement. The record is from RefSeq and is a predicted model, not a curated record. The coding region runs from base 262 to 2940 and encodes 892 amino acids. Lineage: Eukaryota; Viridiplantae; Streptophyta; Magnoliopsida; Brassicales; Cleomaceae. Gene Ontology annotation, molecular function: ATP binding; microtubule binding; microtubule motor activity. The transcript is spliced from 21 exons.
CUUUACUUUUCAGAAUAUCUUGUGGAUUUUUGCCUUUGUACCCUCGAAAUCGAGAAGCUUUUUUCACUUGAGAUUGAAAUUAUUAGCUUGUUGGGUUGUCUUCAGUGUGAAUAUUUGUACCCCAAGAGGUUUAGGUUAUGCUAAUCCCCUUUCGUUUAUGGUGAGAAACUAUCUUAGAGGGCACAAAUUCUUGGAACCAAUGGCUCAUGUGUAGGUCUCAUCACACACUUAAUUCUGGAGUCCAAGAAUCUCAAAUUCAGAAUGAACAGUCAUCUGCAACAGGGCGCCAGCAUGAUUGGUGCCUAUAGUCGGCCAAAUGGGUCGAGCAUCUUGAGUUUUUACAGUUCAGAAAGUCGUGAAAGCAUGGAUGAUUUUAAGAAAGGUCAUCAGAGUUUGGUAGAGUGGUUAAAUGAGAUGCUUCCUUAUUUGAAUUUACCACGGGAUGCUUCAGAAGAGGAACUGAGAGCAUGCUUCAUGGAUGGAACUGUCUUGUGCAGCCUCCUGAAUCAGCUUAGUCCUGGUUCAGUAAGAAUGGGUGACAGUUUUGAGUCUGCUAGUGUAAAAAUAGAGUGGUUUCUUACAGCCAUGGAUGAAAUGGCCUUGCCGAGGUUUGAGGCUUCAAACUUACAGCAGGGCGAUAUGGUGCCAGUUUUUCAGUCCCUUAAGGCACUUAAAGCAAGCUUUUCCGAUGGUGAGUAUAGCACGAACUCAAUGUGUGCAAGAAGGAGAUGUAGUUUGCCGGAAGACCAUUCAAAGGGAGACGAUAACAAACUCAGUGAUGGAUUUCAAGUCGAGGUUGGAACUGAUAUCAAUAUCUCUGAUGCUAAAAUUUUGGAAUUACUGAAAUCAAACAGUUUACAAAAUGCCUCCACUCGUUCACUAUUUGACAUGCUGGAUAGGCUUAUGGAAGAGAGCUUGAAGAAUAUGAAUGGGAAUGUCUCUAAUGCUAUGGCAUCUGUAUUGAAAGCAAUUCUACAAGUAAUAGAAUAUCGGAUUUCAGUUCAAGCAGAAAACUCAAAGAAUCAAAAUAUCCUUUUUAGGGUCCGUGAAGAAAAGUAUCGAUCAAGGAUAAAAGUUUUAGAAACCUUGGCAGCUGGGACAAUAGAGGAGAAUGAGAUUGUAACGAACUGUCUGGAGCAUAUAAAGCUUGAGAAUGCCAGAAUGGAAGAUAGAAAAAGGUCGGAAGAAAAUGAUGUGCUAAGUUUGAGAAAGGAAAAGGAGUGUAGAGAUGCUGAGAUUUCUAAGCUGAAGGGAGAACUUGAAAUGGAGAAACGAACACAUGAAAACCGCUGUUUGGAACUUGAAGCAAAAGCUCAAAAAAUUAAAGUUGAAUUGGAGAAGAAAUUGAAGGAUGCAGAGUUUCGUGAAGUAGAUUCAGCUAAGAAGGUGGAAGAACUUGAAAAGCUAUGCGAAUCUAAAUCACAAAAAUGGGAGAAUAAAGAGGGUACCUACCAGAGCUUCAUAGACAGGCAGUCAGGGGCUCUGCAGGAGUUGAGGGCUACUUCAGAGUCUUUAAAACAUGAAGUCAUACUGACACGGAAGAGCUAUAUUCUCGAUCUAAAUCACUACGGCUCAAAGCUCAAAGGAGUGGUUGACGCAGCGAAAAAUUACCAUGUGGUCCUUGAAGAAAACAGGAGACUGUACAAUGAAGUACAGGAAUUAAAAGGAAAUAUCAGGGUCUAUUGCCGGAUUAGACCAUUCCUUCCGGGGCAAAACAAGAGGCAACCGACUAUAGAAUACAUUGGUGAGAAUGGUGAAUUGGUUGUGGCAAAUCCCUUAAAGCAAGGCAAAGAUACACAUCGACUGUUUAAAUUCAACAAAGUUUUUGGUCAAACAGCAACUCAAGAGGAUGUAUUUUUAGAUACUCGGCCACUAAUUCGAUCCAUUCUUGAUGGCUACAACGUUUGUAUAUUUGCCUAUGGUCAGACAGGCUCUGGAAAAACUUAUACAAUGAGCGGACCAAGUAUAACUUCAAAAGAAGACUGGGGUGUGAACUAUCGAGCUCUCAAUGACUUGUUUGAGCUAAGUCAGAGUAGGCAAAACACCAUCGAAUACGAAGUUUGUGUUCAAAUGGUUGAGAUAUAUAAUGAGCAAGUUCGUGAUCUACUUUCUGAAGGCGGUUCCAAUAGAAGACUUGGGAUUUGUACUACCGCACUACCGAAUGGGCUAGCAGUCCCUGAUGCAAGCAUACAUUGUGUGAGAUCAACUGAAGAUGUCCUUGAACUAAUGACCAUCGGGCUAACGAACAGAGCUGUUGGUGCCACAGCUCUUAAUGAAAGGAGCAGUAGAUCACACUGUGUUCUCUCUGUUCAUGUACGUGGUGUUGACAUGGAGACUGACUCUACCCUUCGCGGUAGUCUGCAUUUGGUUGAUCUUGCCGGAAGUGAGAGGGUUGAUCGCUCUGAAGCAACUGGAGAGAGGCUCAAAGAAGCACAACAUAUAAACAAAUCGUUGUCAGCUCUCGGAGAUGUUAUCUUUGCCUUAUCGCAAAAGAACCCUCAUGUCCCGUACCGAAACAGCAAGUUGACACAAGUCCUUCAGAGUUCCCUUGGAGGACAGGCCAAAACUCUUAUGUUUGUGCAGAUCAAUCCAGAUGAAGAUUCGUAUUCCGAGACCGUAAGUACUUUGAAGUUUGCUGAAAGGGUUUCGGGUGUUGAGUUAGGUGCAGCAAAAAGCAACAAAGAGGGGCGGGAUGUUAGACAACUCAUGGAGCAGGUAUCGAAGUUAAAGGAUGUGAUUGCCAAGAAAGACGGAGAGAUUCAAGAGUUACAAUGGCUGAAAGGUAAUACCGGUGCCCUAAAACAGGAUUUAAGCAGUCUAAGAUCUCCGAGAAGUCAUUCCGUAGGAGCUUCACCGAACGCUCGGCGACAGCAAGACCAUGAUUCCCCGGAAGAGCCAUUUCAGACGUCGACAACUCGGAUUCUGGAUCACAGCACUUAGCAGAUGAAAGCAGAUAUCGAAAGGAAUUCUGCACCAAUGGCAAUAAUAGUUUAGCUGAAGAGGCAGAUCCCGAGGAACGAUUGAGUGAUAUCUCAGAUAGUGUUAUUUCGAUGGGAACAGAAACUGAUGGGUCCAUAAGCAAUGCUGUGGAGUUUACUCUCUUCCCCCCUGAAAAUGCCGAAAAAUCUCAACAAGACUUAAGGUCACAGAGAUCAGAAAAAUCUGCGAAACGCGAGAAAGCCACCGAGCAAAGUAUCAAAAGUAAUUUGUCAUCAAGGCUUCUGAAGCAGACGCCGAAAGCCAGGCCAUCCAAACAUUCUCCUUCUGCCAGCAGCUCCUCCUCUAAGGCCUUACCGAGUGGUAAGAAACCGGUCAUGGGCUCUUCAUCGGUGAAGCCACUCAACAAGAGGCGUCCAUGAAUGAAAUCCAACGACAAUUACGGAUUUCUUAAUCAGAUGGAUUAAUAAUUAGAGGUUCGGCCGGUUUGGUGUGGUUUCACAAGCUGAGUUAGUGAGUUCACAACGCUGAAGAGGCUACUAAAUGCAUCAUCAUCAUCAUCAUCAUCAUCAUCAUCAUCAUCAUCAUCAUCAUCAUCAUCAUCAUCAUGUACAAGGCGUCUUCCACUUUGAGACUUUGUUCUUCAUCUUUUGAUGGUUUGUACUAAAUGUCGACUUAAAGAUGAGCUUUUUUUUUUAGUAACGAUUCUUGCAUAGAUUAUAUGAACUCGGUUUAGAUUAUUAUGUAUUAAAAAGUAGUUUUUGCUUAGACUGUAUAAACUCGGCUGUGUUAUUUUAAUUAAACCGCCAUUGAGGUUGAGUUUAAAAUA